Molecule: messenger RNA, 1478 nt
Organism: Notolabrus celidotus (New Zealand spotty)
Lineage: Eukaryota; Metazoa; Chordata; Actinopteri; Labriformes; Labridae
Product: gamma-crystallin M2-like
Exons: 3
Coding region: 587-1114 (175 amino acids)
Biological process (GO): lens development in camera-type eye; visual perception
Molecular function (GO): structural constituent of eye lens
Source: RefSeq, a predicted model, not a curated record
AGGUGGCUCUGAUGGCUUGUUGGAGCUCUUCAUCUCUUUUCAUGCAUGCUGCUGCUUCUCUGGUUAUCUAUGACCCAACCUAGGGUUAGGGUUUGGGUACAACAACCUGUCCCACCAGCUGGUCCUCUGAUGAGUGUGGCCCUCUGGUGCAUUUCAGGAACACGGCACUGAAGUACAAAAUAUUAAAGGUGCAGAAACACAAUCAUCUCAAAGUGUUAAAGAUCACUUUGGACCCUCCUGACUCUUUAUUAUAACAUCAUCCUGCAAAAAGAAGGAGAAGGAAGAGAGAACAUAAAAACUGCUGAUGGAAAGAAAUCCUGAAACAAGGUGAAACUCAGAGGAAACAACACACACAGCAUCAACAUGUUGGUCUUCAUGAGAGUUGUUUGAUGUCCGUUUUGGCAAUUCUUUGAUCGGGGCUAUCACAUGUGGACAAAGGGAAAUCAAACUUGACCAAACCAUUUUGCUGAUAUGCAAAUCAAAGUAAUUUAGAUGACAAAAGCUUCCCCUCGUCUGCACAUUCUGCAUUUCGAUAUAAACCACAGCACAGCUGCAGCUGCCUGGGAGGCAAGCGACACCAACAACAAUGGGGAAGAUCGCAUUCUUCGAGGACAAGAAUUACCAAGGGCGGAGCUUCGAGUGCAGCACUGACUGCCCGGACCUGCGCUCCUACUUCAGUCGCUGCAACUCCAUCAAGGUGGAGAGUGGCUGCUGGGUGCUGUACGAGCGUCCCAACUACACAGGCAACCAGUACAUCCUGACCCCCGGGGAGUACCACGACCAACACCAGUGGAUGGGGUUCAGUGACAGCAUCAAGUCCUGUCGCUUUAUCAAAAAUGUGUACGGAAAGUCCUGGAAGGUCCGGUUCUACGACAAACAGGACUUUGGAGGUCUGUCUGCGGAGUGCGUCGAUGACUGCCCAUCGGUGUACGACGCCCUCAAGGUCCAGGAGUUCUACUCCUGCGUGGUGAUGGACGGCGCCUGGGUCCUGUACGAGCAGUCCAACUACCAUGGACACCAGUACUUCCUGGAACCUGGAGAGUACCACUGCUACACCGACUGGGGCGCCGCCUCCCCAGCCGCAGGGUCCUUCCGCAUGGUCAGAGAGUAUUAGAUCAACCAACCUGGGCUCUACAGUUAUGUAAUGAGUGUAAUGCUAACUGAGGCCGGCAGAGUUCUAGAGCUCUAAACAACAACCACUUCCGGAACUCGCAGCCCCGGAAGCUCUAGAACCAGGUUCCAGAGCCCCAGGGUAAACACAACUCUAAAUUCAUGUCAACACUUCUAGAAUCUUAAUGCCAAGUUCUGGAACAUCUAUGAAGUUCUAGAACCCCCUCUGUAAAAAUGUGUAGUUCUGGAAGGAUAAGACUUUCUGCCUCCCAUCUGCCCUCUAGUCCUGGACCCGUUCCCCUCCCCUGAAUCCUGAAUCCUGAAUCCUGAGUGUCACACUCACAUGAAUAAAAGCACCUCUUUCCUGA